AUGUCAGGGCUCCAUGUACCUUCCAGAGCCAAAGGCUACAAGCUUAUUGGAACCUUUUUAGAACACGCGCCAAAAGGCGAGCCAUUCUUUGUCACACCUUCAGAGGAGCUUCUGAAGCAGAUAGUCUUCAAUCCUGAUAAAGUCUCUCAGAAGGCUUGGUUGGUCUAUUUCAACUACAUCAUGUUAGCUCAAGUUUCUCCAGAGAAACAAGACCAUGGAGAAGAAGCUGCGAGAUUUCGCCAGAACAUGCGGAUCGCCUUGAACGAUAGCCGCAUAUUCUUGGAACCACGACAAGUUAAUGUCCAAGCGUUAGCUCUGCUGGCUGUUCAUGGCGAGGACUACGCCUCUCCGAAUUUGUCGUGGAUGCUGGUCGGCCAUGCUUGUCGCCAAGCAGAGGCUCUCGGCUUACAUUUGCCAACGCCUAGAGAUGUUGAAACCUAUCAGCGAAGUCUCUCGAUGUUUUGGCUUCUUUUCGUAUUGGAUAAGUCGUGUGCCCUUGCAUUUGGUCGAUCCCCGUUCCUUCCGAUGAAACUCUACCAAGAGGUUCCAUUGCCUGAUUUCAGCUAUCUGCUCAAGUUCCAACCACAUCUCGAUUCGGAUUUCAGCACACACUUCUUCAUCAGGGGUAUUGAGUUAGCCAGGAUCAUGGGCUCAGUCGUCGAUACGCUGGCCCCAGGUUCUUCGCCACCCUCGAGGGAGACUAUCAAGCUGCAGCUCGAAGAAUGGUCCAAUCAAACGAAAAAGAUUUUGGAUAAAAUAAUGGACGCAGAUAGGCCCCUCCUUGAGCCGACUCAGUUGAAGGAAAUGUCCUUGGGCCUCAAUAGUCUGAGAUUCCAGUACCUCCAUGUCGUGAUUGUUCUUCUCAAAGGGGACAAGCCUUCCUCCAAUCAACGUUUAGAGUGCGCAAGAGAGGCUCUAUUCAUACUACCUUCAAUUGUCUCUAAUUGGUCUUCCGUUUAUAACGGAGUUGUUUGGCAUCUAUUGUACUAUCCUUUCAUACCAUUCUUCGUCGUGUUCGAGAACCUAGUCCAAAGCUCCACGUUCCAAGCCUCAGCGACAAUCGACCAUGACCUUGGUCUCCUUGCUACAACUGUUUCCUAUUUUUCGAGCAUGAGAGAUCAGAUGCAGCUUCUCGCGGUUUUAUGCUCUCGUUUGGAGAAUGUAGCGUUUGUGUUCCUCGAACUAGCUCGGAGACACAUACGACAUCGCCAUGCAACCAUUAACAAAACCCUUGAUUCCUCAUGGCUCCCACUACAUAGUCGGGCUGAAACGAAUGUCGAGGAAGUGGCAGCAGAAGAUAGCCUCCCCGGCCUCUCACAAGGCACUCUUGAUGACUUCACUUUGGGGGAUGGGCUAGACAUCGGAAAUUUCCUCAACUGGCUGCCGGCUGACAUUUUCACAUCUGGGCCAUCUCUGGGGCUUGAAUCGCGACAGAUUCUCGGAUCUGCAAGCAGCGGCCCUGAAGUUUCAUCCACAGCUGAUUUGCGAGGUCGAAAAAGACCGUUUGAUGCGACAUUCGAUUGGUUUUCGUGGGACGCAUAUUACGCCGACAUGCAUUUUCAUUAG
This is a messenger RNA of Colletotrichum tamarilloi, 1566 nucleotides long. RefSeq lists its product as uncharacterized. The record is from RefSeq and is a predicted model, not a curated record. Bases 1 to 1566 code for a protein of 521 amino acids. Gene Ontology annotation, molecular function: zinc ion binding; DNA binding. NCBI's taxonomy places the organism in Eukaryota, Fungi, Ascomycota, Sordariomycetes, Glomerellales, Glomerellaceae. Gene Ontology annotation, biological process: DNA-templated transcription. The transcript has 5 exons.